UGACACAACAUAAAACAACAGGAUACACAAAGACAAACAAAAAAGUAUGAAACUGCCUGGGUUUUUAUAGAGUUGAGAGAUUUUUUUUAUUAUUAUCUUGAGCCAGUAUAAAAUAAAUACACUUUCCAUCAAUGUCUCAUCUAAAUGUAUUUAAAAAUAGACUCCUCAGGAAUGAAAUCUUUACAAUUAUGAAUCAGUGUCUCUCAGAAAAAAAUACAUUGAAUUCAGUAGGACUUGCUCUUGAAUAUAAGAGCCAUGGGAACAGAUGGUAAAUGUUCUUGUUUAUAGGCAAAUAACAGCGAUCCAGAAUUUGUGUGUACGGACGUUAUCAAACGUGUGUGUGAGAUCCGAUUUAGGAUUGGGUUUACGGGGUGCCACUCAAGUCACCUUUUGGUUAUUUGCAUGAGGAGGAGACUAUAAAUAAGUAAUGGUCCAGGAAACGCCUUUCCAGGCGCACUCCUCUGAUGCUGCCGUGAGCACAGCGAACCCAGAUCACGUUGCCUUUCGUAGCUGACGGUAUACAAAAAAAGAGAUCGGCAAGAUGUCCUACAGAUCAGCUCCGCAUUCUUCUUACAAAAAGAUGUUCGGCGGAGACAGAACCCCGACCAGGAGCAUCCACUCCGGCCGCCAGUUCUCCAGGCCGGUGCGCUCCUCCCGGGUCUCCUUCGGGCUCUCCUCCGCCCCGGCCAUGUACGCCGUGAAGACCCACAGGCUCCAGAGCAGCGCGGCCAUGCCCCGGCUGUCCUCCGAGAACCUGGACUUCUCCCUGUCCGACGCCAUAAACAGCGAGUUCAUCACGACGCGCACCAGCGAGAAGGCGCAGAUGCAGUCCCUCAACGACCGCUUCGCCAGCUACAUCGAGAAGGUGCGCUUCCUGGAGCAGCAGAACAAGAUCCUGCUGGCGGAGCUGGAGCAGCUGCGGGGCAAAGGCACGUCCCGGGUGGGAGAUCUGUACGAGGACGAGAUGCGGGAGCUCCGGCGCCAGGUGGACCAGCUGACCAACGAGAAGGCCCGGGUGGAGGUCCACCGGGACAACCUGGCGGACGACAUCGACAGGCUGAGGGAGAAGUUACAGGAUGAAAUCUACCAACGGGAGGAGGCAGAGGGAAACAUGCAGAGCUUUAGACAGGAUGUGGACAAUGCAGCUCUCUCCAGACUGGACCUGGAGCGGAAGGUCGAGUCACUCCAGGAGGAAAUCAACUUCCUCAAAAAGCUGCAUGAUGAGGAAAUGCUGGAGCUGCAGACCCAGAUCCAGCAGCAGCAGCAGCAUGUCCAGGUCGACAUGGAAAUGGCCAAGCCUGACCUGACUUCCGCGCUGAGGGAUGUCCGCCUGCAGUAUGAGAACCUGGCCACCAAAAACCUCCAGGAGUCUGAGGAUUGGUACAAAUCCAAGUUUGCGGACCUCACCGAAGCUGCGGCCAGAAAUAACGAAGCUCUGAGGGUGGCCAAGCAGGAGGCCAAUGACUACAGGCGCCAAGUACAGGCACUUACUUGUGAUGUGGAUGCCCUCAAAGGAACUAAUGAGUCCUUGGAGCGUCAGAUGAGAGAGAUGGAAGAAAACUUCUCCCUGGAGAACAAUGGCUAUCAGGACACCAUCGGCCGCCUUGAGGAGGAUAUUCAUAACAUGAAGGAUGAAAUGGCUCGUCAUCUCCGAGAGUACCAAGAUCUCCUGAAUGUCAAGAUGGCCCUGGACAUUGAGAUUGCCACUUACAGGAAGCUGCUGGAAGGAGAGGAGAGCAGAAUCUCCACCCCCCUCCCAAACUUCUCUUCUCUAAACUUGAGAGAAACAAUGAUUGAUUCCAAACCUCACUUUGAAAAUACAACUACCAAGAAGGUUCUCAUCAAGACCAUUGAGACCAGGGAUGGUCAGGUGAUCAAUGAAUCAACCCAGAACCACGAUGACAUGGAGUGAUAACGUCUCUGCUAAACAAUCAACACAAGCAAUAAAGAAAAUAAAAAAAGCAACUGAAGCCACGAGCAAGAAGACGAACGGGCAACCCACAAACAGCUUAAAAAAAGUGCCUUUAUAUGUGAUGAUACACUAAGCUUGUUAGUCAAGAGAGACUGUAUUUUGCUUCCUCCGUUGCUGAAAGCACUUUGUCAUGUCCGUGUAGGCACAAUGAUGAAAUCAGCACAACUUAGCAAUCCUCACUGAGGACUACAAUAACAUUUCUUUGUAUGAAAAGUAGUUCUUUCGAUCAACUCAGCAUGCACACUUCGAGAAAUCUGUAUGCUAGAGAUGUCGCAAUUGCCUGUAUGCAGCAAUAAACCACGAAGACUGUGACUCCAUACUGUGAACAAAGCGUAAUACUUUGCCAUGCGUUAUGGUCAGAAUGCAGAUCCAAGAACUGGAAAAGUUCACAUUUCAAGCAACAAACAAACCACAAGAUUUACAUUAAGUGUUCAACUUGCGAUAUCGCUCUUGAAAUCCAUUUCUGAGAAGUUAAUGUAUAUGUGAUGCAUGACAUCCCUCACUGAUUUGAAGAGAUUAAUGAGAAAAAA
Messenger RNA from Menidia menidia (Atlantic silverside), 2502 nucleotides. The record is from the annotation of a GenBank genome assembly. Lineage: Eukaryota; Metazoa; Chordata; Actinopteri; Atheriniformes; Atherinopsidae.